Molecule: messenger RNA, 1161 nt
Organism: Stylophora pistillata
Lineage: Eukaryota; Metazoa; Cnidaria; Anthozoa; Scleractinia; Pocilloporidae
Product: muscle, skeletal receptor tyrosine-protein kinase
Biological process (GO): homophilic cell-cell adhesion; heterophilic cell-cell adhesion
Cellular component (GO): adherens junction
Source: RefSeq, a predicted model, not a curated record
AAAACUUCAAAGAAAGGCGAAAAUGUUUUCUCAAGCGAACGCGUUGGAAAGUCUUUUACUGUAUGGUGCCUUCUGUUUGUCGGCGAUUACAUCGAAAGGUUCAUCUGUGUCUAAGUACCAGAUUGUAGCGACGCCAUUCCAAGAAAACGUGAAACUACAUUGCACUCCACCAUCAAGUUUACCUGGUUUCCGUGAUUUGUCAUGGUUCCUCUGUCCAGACCUUAAACUAUGCUUGUCAAGCAAAGAAAAAGAACAACCCAUUGCUGAGAUUACAAAUAAAACAAGCGUCAGGGUUCACUUUUCACAAAUAUUUCAAAUAGACAUUAACGGAACCCUAACAAUUGAUUGGGCGUUACCAGCAUUUGAUGGUAUAGCUUUUCUCUGCUGGGUUCACUUUCACAGUAUUGGGAAAAGAAAGACAAUAAUACAUCUGAAAAUACGAGAAUCACCACGGGUAGAGAUUAAAAGUCCAGAAACUGUCUACGUGCCCGAAGGAACGAACCUCUCUUUGGUAUGUUUGGCUGUUGGUUGGCCUAGGCCUCAGUUGACUUGGACUCGUGGAGAUGAAGUCCUCUUAAACCAGACAAGUAACGGAACGUAUAUCCAGCAAAACGUCACAUUGGAGGAUGGUGGAAUAUACACCUGCAGUGCCAAAAAUCAGUUCGGAAUUGAAUACCGUUCUGUAAAAGUGAUUGUUUUGGGUAUCCCAGGCUCCGCGCCAUCACCUCCCCCAGGUGAAAGCAAGGAAGAAGUGAGUUUUGCGAGAGCCGUCCUUAAGGUUCUCCCUCUAAUAAUCACAUUGCUCUUUAUUUUUCUGGUGAUAAUUAUUUUGCUGGUUAUAAAGAUCAAGAGGCCUGAUCUGUUCGAUCAGAAUCGAGUAUGACCUUAAGGUUCGUAAUGAUAAUUACACUCUGUGAGUCACAACAUUAUUAACGAAUAUCGUUGACAAUAAGAGUAGACUACGCUAAACUACUGUGGAUUUGUCAAUAUUUUCUUUGCAAUAGCAAAAGACAAAAAUGAAAAAACAAAACAAAACACAAAUCUACGAUAGAGAAAAAAAAAUGAACAAAUCAUUGAAUUUUUUUUUUUAGUUGUUUGCUUUUGAAUUUUGUAACAGAGUGCAAGGAUUUUUCUGAGACAUUACAAUGAAUUUGUAACGAA